UUGCCCAGUAGUACCUAUCUCACUUUUUCCAUCUCCAAAACGUUUCGUGCCUUUUUAUACACUUUUCUUUUCUUUAACUAUUUCCUCAACUCAUGGACCCCACCUCAUGAAAACUCAAAAUUUGAACCGGCGAACGUGAUUAUGUGGGCAGUGUUCCAAGACAACAAACGAAUCAUCAAUCCAAUUCCAAUCCAACUUGCGGGACCACCAACCUUAUUUCUCUUCCUUUGUCCCGUUGCACGUUUUUGAAUUUCAAAUCUCAAAACACCAACUUCUAAGUUCUAACUACACCCCCUCCACCACAUAACCACACUCCCCACGAAUCCUUCUUUUUCUCUCUCUACUUCACAACUCACUUUAUUGCACUUCAUUCAAAGACACAAUCAAUCAAGAGUCAAGUACUUUGCCACUCUCUCUCUCUCUCUCUCUCUCUCUCAUCUGAAACCAAAACUCAGUAACACUCAUGGGUGCUUCUGGAAAAUGGGUCAAAGCAUUAAUCGGAUUCAAGAAACCAGACAAAGAUGAACAGCAUGUGAAGGAGGGUGGUAAAAGUAAGAAAUGGAGGUUAUGGAGAAGUUCACCAGGAGAUAACAGUUCAUGGAAGGGUUUCAAAACAAACCACCACAAAGCAGCUUCUGAAGGGUCUGAAUCUCCAACUGCUGCUGAAGCUUACACUGCUGCAGUGGCUACCGUUGUUAGAGCUCAACCUAAGGAUUUUAGACUUGUUAGGCAAGAAUGGGCUGUUAUUAGAAUCCAAACCACUUUCCGCGCCUUCUUGGCAAGAAGGGCUUUGAGGGCAUUGAAGGCAGUGGUGAGGAUUCAAGCACUUGUCAGGGGUAGACAAGUGAGGAAGCAAGCUGCAGUGACAUUGAGGUGCAUGCAGGCAUUAGUUCGUGUUCAAGCUCGAGUAAGAGCUCGUCGUGUGAGGAUGUCUAUGGAGGGACAAGCCGUGCAGAAUAUGCUUAAUGAACGACGCAGCAAACUUGAACUUUUGAAGGAAGCAGAGGAAGGGUGGUGUGAUAGCAUAGGAACAUUGGACGAUGUUAAAUCAAAAAUUCAAAUGAGGCAAGAAGGAGCUUUCAAAAGAGAGAGGGCACUUGCAUACUCACUUGCUCAGAAGCAAUGCAGGCCAACCUCAAGCACUAAUUCGCGAACCAACACCUCAUUUUCUACUCUCCGGAAUCACGAGAUGAACAGAGCUAAUGGGGGGUGGAGUUGGUUGGAAAGAUGGAUGGCAGCCAAGCCUUGGGAGACUAGAUUAAUGGAACAGUCUCAUGCCGAGAGCUUAGAAAAAACCCCACCACCACCUCCAAAGAAAUUUGCAGAACCCUUUGUAAGCUCAAAUUUGAAACCAUGCUCGGUCAAAGUCAAAAAGAACAAUGUCACAACAAGGAUUUCUGCUAAGCCUCCUCCCCAUAUUGGACAAGCUACUCGUUCAUCGUCAAGUCCAAGUUCUGAGUUUCGGUACGAUGAGAGUUCUGCAUCAUCUUCUAUUUGUACAUCCACAACUCCAAUGUCAGGGAACACUUGUGAAAGGACCGAGGAUAGUUGUAACAGCACUAGGCCAAAUUACAUGAACCUGACUAAAUCAACCAAGGCAAAGCUAAAAUCGGGUAGUAAUCAAAUGUAUAACAGAGCUCAAAGGCAACAGUCAAUGGAUGAGUUUCAAUUUAUGAAGAGGGCUGCAGUUUUCUCUAACGGAGAUUCUAAAAGCAUAGCUGCUUCUGAUCAUUCACUCAACUUUUCUAGGCCACUUCGUCUACCAACCCAAUCGGACAAGAGCUCGGUGAGACCAUGGUGAAAGAGGGAAAUAGCAGCUGUGUGGAUGAUCAACAUCUCUUUAUUUAUUUGUUUUUCCAAGAAGUUCAACAUCUUGUUGUUCAAUGUAUUUUAAUGAGUUAGUUAGCUAGCUUGAAGUAGAACUAGAAGUUGUUUAUGUCCUUGAUGUUACUUGUGAAGGGAGCCUCCAUUUGUAUAAUUGUUCAUUUGUGAGUAUUGGUAUAAUACUCAACCUGGAGAGAUUAUCUGGACGAAUUGUCAAUUUAUGUGAAAAUCAUAUUUUGUCAACCAUGUUUUUCAUUCUA
This is a messenger RNA of Medicago truncatula (barrel medic), 2084 nucleotides long. Its product is annotated as protein IQ-DOMAIN 1. The transcript is spliced from 5 exons. Bases 464 to 1801 code for a protein of 445 amino acids. Gene Ontology annotation, molecular function: protein binding. NCBI's taxonomy places the organism in Eukaryota, Viridiplantae, Streptophyta, Magnoliopsida, Fabales, Fabaceae. The record is from RefSeq and is a predicted model, not a curated record.